AUGCAGUUAGUCGUGGCACAGGUGGUUUUUACUUUGUUUGUGGAUAUGGUGAAACUGGUUCCACUCAGUGUUAACCAGGACUCUAUUUGUAAUAUAAGGCAAGGCACACCCCUCGCACGUCUUAUUUCAUCUGCAAAAUUAAUUAUAUGGGAUGAGGCACCUAUGUUAAAUAAAUUUUGCUUCGAAGACAAGUGCCUUAAGGAUGUUCUUCGUUUUGAUGAUGGAUAUAAUCCUGAUGCUCUAUUUGGUGGAAAAAUUGUUGUUCUAGAAGAUGAUUUCUGUCAGAUAUUGCCUGUGAUUCCUCGAGGUUCCCGGGAAGAGAUUGUUCAUUCGUGUAUUAAUGCUUCAAACCUGUGGCAAUCUUGCCAAGUGUUGCAGUUAACUGAAAACAUGAGGCUGAGCCGUGGUUCGUGA
Molecule: messenger RNA, 414 nt
Organism: Arachis ipaensis
Lineage: Eukaryota; Viridiplantae; Streptophyta; Magnoliopsida; Fabales; Fabaceae
Source: RefSeq, a predicted model, not a curated record